GGCGAGGGCAGGGACAGCCGAGCGGGGGCCGGGACAGCCGGGGCGAGGGCAGGGACAGCCGAGCGGGGGCCGGCGCGGCCGGGGCGAGGCCCGGGGCGGCCGAGGGCCGGCACAUUCCGGGCAGGCGCAGUGAGCGCACAGCGCUCCGGGCCCAUGGAGGCGGCGGGGCCGCAGCCCGCGGGCCCCGCGGCGGGGCCGCAGCCGGGCGCCGAGGAGAUCGACAUGUCCCUGGAUGACAUCAUAAAGCGCCACAGGAAAGAGCAGACAGAUGUCAGUGCCGUGGGCGACAGCAGAAGGCAGCAGGUCAAGAACAGGAGCUCAGCCUCCGGCUAUGGGCGGCCCCGAUACCGAGCCUGGAAGCAGAGGAAUUUGCAAGGACCUCAGCGUUUCAGAAGAGGCUUUGGACAGCAGCAGUUUGGUCGGAGACAGUUCAGGAAUGCUCUGCCUGGUGGCAAGAGAAGAGCAGCUGCUGCAUUCCAUGGAGUGAGCCCUUUGAACCGCCAGGACUCGGCUCAGGAGGGCACCAAGAAGAGCAAUGCUUUUGCCAAAAGCAGUGGUGAGCAGCAGGAGGAACAGCCACAGCCAUCUCCAAGCCCCAAGAGAUUCAGAGCAGAUGCUGCCAGCAUCCGUGCCCCAGGGAGAAGCAGCAGGCCUUUCCUGCUGAACAGAGGACCAGCGUUCCAGCAGAAGCGGAUGCAGCAGUGGUUCUCCAAAGCUCGCUUCCAGAGAUGGAUGGAUUCUCAAGGAGAAGGAAAACCGCCAAGGAUGAGAAGGUGGCGAGUGAAACCCAGCCCGGGAGCAAUUCUGACAGUUUCUGUGGUUAAUCCCCAAGCGGGCCUGCCCAGCCUGCCUGGAUCCAAGCGCCCAUUCCUGCCAAGCCAGAGACCCCCAGCACGGGUGGCCAAGCCCCAGCCCAAAGGGGUGCUGCUGAGGUUCAACUUCCGCGCCAUGGCCAACCAGACCAGCCUGACGCUGGAUGAGAGGUUCUCUGGUCUGAGGAAUAAGAGGCGCUUUACAGCGGCCAGGAGCGCCCGACGGACGGUCACCAUGCCUUAGGACACGUGCUCGUCACAGGGACUCCCUGGGACAGUCCAGGCUCCCUGACAAGGCCUCAAUAAAAGUCGUUAGAUUCCCUUCGA
Messenger RNA from Serinus canaria (Common canary), 1139 nucleotides. RefSeq names its product UAP56-interacting factor-like. Gene Ontology annotation, biological process: mRNA export from nucleus. The coding region runs from base 154 to 1056 and encodes 300 amino acids. The record is from RefSeq and is a predicted model, not a curated record. Lineage: Eukaryota; Metazoa; Chordata; Aves; Passeriformes; Fringillidae. The transcript is spliced from 9 exons. Gene Ontology annotation, molecular function: mRNA binding.